AUGACGAACUACAAGAUCGAUAUCGUCUCGGACACAGUCUGUCCAUGGUAUGUCCUCUUGACAAGCCACCCGUAGCAAGAGCUUGGGCUGAUACAGAGACAGGUGUUAUGUCGGCAAGAAUCGCCUCGAACUCGCCAUAAAGCAACACAAAGCCUCCAGCCCGAACGACACCUUUACGACCACAUGGCAUCCCUUCUACCUCAACCCAGAUGCGCCCAAGAGCAUCGAUAAGCAGGAGUACUACGAGAAGAAGUUUGGCGCAUCGAGAACCCAGAUGAUGCAGGGACAUUUGGCAAGACUAGGGCAGCAAGUCGGUAUCAACUUCGCCUUUGGCGGGAAAACAGGGAAUACUCGCGAUAGUCACAGAUUGAUCCAGCUGGGCAAGACCAAGGGCGAAGAGGUGCAGACGAAGGUUGUCGAGCAGCUGUUCAAUGGAUAUUUUGAAAAUGAAGAGGAUAUCACAUCGCAGGAGGUGCUGAUCGCCCGUGGAGUGAAAGCCGGCUUGGACGAGAAGGAAGUGCGAGACUGGAUGGAAGCUGGAAAGGGAGGUCCAGAGGUUGACAAAGAGGUCGCAAAGGCACAGCGAGGCUUUGUGGGCGGUGUGCCGAAUUUCACGAUCAAUGAUCGGUAUGAGAUUCAGGGCGCCGAGGAGCCAGCUGCUUUCCUGCAGGUCUUUAAAGAGAUUCACGAUACGGGGAGUGCGAAUGGGAAAUUGAAUGGCGACAACACUUGCUAG
This is a messenger RNA of Lecanosticta acicola, 736 nucleotides long. The record is from the annotation of a GenBank genome assembly. Lineage: Eukaryota; Fungi; Ascomycota; Dothideomycetes; Mycosphaerellales; Mycosphaerellaceae.